AUGUCCACUAAAAUCAACAUCUUAAUGACCGGAGUUACUGGUUACAUUGGCGGUUCUGUUCUUACUCGCUUCUUGAAACGGCCUGACCACAAGUUUUUCAAAAUCACCACGCUUGUACGUUCCCCAGAGAAGGCAGAAAAACUCAAAGCGCAUGGUGUCCACGCAAUUGUGGGCACACACGAUGAUAGCAAGGUGAUGGAAUCGCUGGCGGCGGAUCAGGAUGUCGUCAUUGCAAUGGCUGACGCUGACAAUCUCAAAGCCACCAAAGCAAUAUUGAGCGGUUUGAAGAUUAGGCACGAGGAAACCGGAACUGUUCCGAUCUUGAUACAUACCUCUGGAACAGUGGAUAUAGGUGUCCUUAGUGAUAGCGCUGGUGGAAAAUUUACUGGAGAAACCAUAUACGAUGAUGCCAACCCUGACCAAAUCGAAUCCCUCCCAGACACCCAAUUACACAGGAACGUAGAUCUUGAAAUUCUGCGUGCUGAUAAAGAAGGGUACAUCAAGAGCUAUAUCAUACUCCCGUCAACUAUCUGGGGGGAAGCUACUGGUGUUAUGGUGGACGAGGGAAUCCAAAACCCUCGUUCGAUACAGGUCCCAGAACUUAUUCGUGCUUCAUUAGCUCGUGGACGAGCUGGGAUGGUAGGAGAGGGAAAAAACUUGUGGCCCGACUCUAAUAAUCACCUAUCAGUGGCCGACCUUUACCUUGUCCUAUUCGAUUCAAUUCGUUCAAACCCCUCAACCGGACAUGGACGUGAAGGUUUUUAUUUUUCAGAAAAUGGGGAACAUAGUUUGUACAGCGUGGGAAGAGCAAUCGGCGACGCCUUGGUUGCUCUCGGAAAGUCAGACAACCCUGAGCCAACUGCUUUCACCAGAGACGAACUGAAUAAGUAUUUUGGGGCGAGUACUAUUUCAGCCUCACAUAAUUUGUACUGA
This is a messenger RNA of Psilocybe cubensis, 933 nucleotides long. RefSeq lists its product as uncharacterized. The transcript has 7 exons. The coding region runs from base 1 to 933 and encodes 310 amino acids. The record is from RefSeq and is a predicted model, not a curated record. Lineage: Eukaryota; Fungi; Basidiomycota; Agaricomycetes; Agaricales; Agrocybaceae.